ACCAACAAAUGCUGUUCACUUAAAGAACAUAAGGUAAAUAAUCCUUGUUAAAUACCAAAGGCUAAACACCAGAUGUCCCGAAAGCCAAGCAAUUUCCUCACCAGUACUGAAUCCAAAACCACCUCUCGUCAUCCACAAGCCACCCCUUCAACUUCAACAGAACCGAACAUGUAUAAAUCCGGCACUGUUGUCACCAGAGACACUGCAAAGAUGGCGGCAUAUGCUCCUGUGGAAAUAGGCACCAAGGGAACUGUUGGAUCCCUCAUAAUGAGAGAAAUCGAGCACUUCAGCCAGCUCGAACUAAGCAGCCAGUGUAGCUCGCAAAAGGCUCAGCCCCAACUCAAAGACCCGGUUUCAUAUUUGAAACCGACUUUUGAAUCAGUUAUAAAACCACAAAAGAAGAAAAAGAGAGGCAGAAAGCUCCUAGCAAGUGUAUGUUCUAUGGUGGAAGUCUCGGAGAACAAUCGACCAACUACUAUUUCUGCAUACAGUUACAGGAAUCUAAGAUCUGAUGGGAAGAAAUUGCCAGGUUAGACAAUGCUUUCAGAUAGCUUUGAGAAACCCAACUUCUUCAGUCGGUUUGUUAUAGGGCCAGCCCAUGCUCUGUCCGAGCUCCCACAUUUUUAUGUCCACAACUUCAACAAUGUAAGUUCCUUUUUCACUAUUUUUCUGCCUAUAGGAGUUUUAUCCAGACCAGCAUGAUCAGA
Malus domestica (apple) is the source of this 707-nucleotide messenger RNA. NCBI's taxonomy places the organism in Eukaryota, Viridiplantae, Streptophyta, Magnoliopsida, Rosales, Rosaceae. The record is from RefSeq and is a predicted model, not a curated record.